Messenger RNA from Dioscorea cayenensis subsp. rotundata (Guinea yam), 4096 nucleotides. Its product is annotated as receptor-like serine/threonine-protein kinase At2g45590. Gene Ontology annotation, biological process: protein phosphorylation. Lineage: Eukaryota; Viridiplantae; Streptophyta; Magnoliopsida; Dioscoreales; Dioscoreaceae. The record is from RefSeq and is a predicted model, not a curated record. Gene Ontology annotation, molecular function: protein kinase activity; ATP binding.
AACAUUUAUAACACAUUAAAAGCACAUUACCCUACUCAUCUCUUCUUUUAUCCGUUGUGUUGUGUGCACCUCAAACCCAACUCACUCUCUUUCUCUCUUUCUUUCUCAAUCAUCAGCUUUCUUGUUCUCACCAUCUCUCAUGAAAACCAUUUUACAACCCUUUACCUUUCAUACAUAAUAAUGCCUUCCCGGCCACAGCCGCCGCCACAGCCGCCUCCGGCGGCGAUCGUGCGGCACCGACUGAUGCUCGGCCCAUUGAUGGCCUGCGCUGCUGUGGGUGUUGUCAUCGCUGCCGCUACCGUGCUCAUCUUCGUCCUCUGCCGCCGACGAGCGUCCCGCCGACGAACGAAGCCGGUGGAGCCGAAGGCUUCUCCGCCUCCAACUCUCCAGAUGAUGACGACGACGACCGCGCUGAUGCGGUUUAGCUACUCGCAGCUGCGCCGAGCCACUGGGUCGUUCUCGCCGUCGCAUCGGCUCGGGCAGGGAGGGUUUGGCCCGGUGUUUCGCGGCGAGCUCUCGUCUGGGCAGGAGGUUGCUGUGAAGGUCAUGGACGCGGGGUCUCUUCAGGGUGAGCGUGAGUUCCAGAACGAGCUCUCUCUCGCUGAGAAGAUGAUGGCCAUGUCUGAUCGGUGCUGGAUUGUUCCUCCUCUGGGUUACUGCUAUUCCGAGGAAAAGCAGUCUCUAUGGCGGCGAUUCAAGAGAAAGGAUGACAACGACGACGAUGAAGAGCCGGCGCCGGUGCGCCGGAUCCUUUUGGUCUACGAUUUGAUGCAUAAUGGCAGCCUCCAGGACGCGUUGCUUGACAGGCGGUGCCCGGAGCUUGCCGAUUGGCACCGCCGUUUCUCCGUCGCCGUCGACAUCGCUCGUGGCCUUCAGUUUCUUCACUCCAUUUGUGACCCCCCUGUGAUCCAUGGAGACAUCAAGCCCAGCAACAUCCUCCUUGAUUCCAACCUCUCUGCUCGGAUCGCCGACUUCGGUCUCGCCCGAUUCAAGAACUCCGUCACCGACGAGCCUGCUGCUGUUGCUCCGCAGCUUGAUGAAGAGGACGUUGUUGAGAUUGAGGUUGAUGAUGAUGAUGAUGAUGAUGAUGAUGAUGUUGAUGAUGAGGGGGAGAUUGGAUCCAAGGCGGAGAAGAGCAAGAGGAUUGAUGAUGAUACGUCGGUGAUUACCAUCACGACGAUUAGCGUCGAUAAGUCGCCGGAGGAGUCGCCGGUGGAGACGACGGGAUUGGAAGCGGCGUCGACGUCGGAAGUAACGGGAUUUGAUCGGAUGAGCGUCGAUAGCGGAAGCCGGAGGAGUGGUCGGAAGAAGACCGGCAGCGUUCUCUCUGGCAAAGACUGGUGGUGGCGCCAGGACACCGGCGGCGCAAGUUCAGACGCCGGAAGCAGCAGCGUCAAGGACUAUGUCAUGGAGUGGAUCCGUACAGAGAUCAAGAAAGAACGCCCCAAAAGCGAUUGGAUAGCCGCCACGCCCACUGCCUCUUCAGAGGCUCCAAAGCCGAAACCGCUGGAGAAGAAGAAGCAUUCCAAGAGAUUAGAAUGGUGGGCUUCUCUCGACGAGGAGAGGAUCAAGAAGAAGGAGAAGAACCGGCCUGCUAGGGAAUGGUGGCGCGAGGAGUUCUGUGAGGAGCUCACUAACAAGCACAAGCGCAAGAUGCUUGCCAAAUCCUUCAGCAAUGUGGAAGCUGGUGAGCACCAAUGGUGGCAAAAGGAUGAAGAAACUACAACUAGAAAGAAGAAGAAGAAGAAAAAGAAUAAGAAGAAGAGCUGGAGCAGGUCAAGCAUGGAUGGUUGGAUUGAAGGCAACAAUGGUGAGGUGAGAAUUGCCGGGAGACGGAGCAGCAGAGAUUGGGCAAGUGUAGACAUUCCUCGGAGCGGCACAAUCAGUAGCACGCCAAGUAUGCGUGGUACUGUCUGCUAUGUUGCUCCGGAGUAUGGUGGUGGCGGUCCUCUGUCCGAAAAAUGCGACAUUUAUAGCUUUGGAGUUCUUUUACUUGUGCUCAUCUCUGGCCGGAGGCCAUUGCAAGUGACAGCCUCACCAAUGUCGGAGUUUGAGAGAGCUAAUCUUAUAUCAUGGGCUCGACACCUUGCUCAUUUAGGUAGACUUUUUGAUCUAGUUGAUCCAUUGCUUAGAGCUGUUGACAGGGACCAGGUGCUCGUUUGCAUUACCGUUGCACUUCUUUGCAUUCAAAGGUCUCCUGUUCGCCGGCCUUCUAGCAAGGAGAUUGUUGCCAUGCUUUCCGGCCAAUCAGAGCCUCCCAAUCUUCCAUUAGAGUUCUCACCAUCACCGCCUGGUGGGUUUACUUUCAACUUGCGGAAGCAGUAAACCAAGUGAGUUUUUUUCUUUAACUGUUUUCAUUUGUAGUCAUUUUAAUUAGUUCUUGUACAUCAAUUUUAACUUACAUUGCUUUCUGAAUGAUUGAUGUAUAAAGUUUUUCAGUUAUGUUCAAUUCAGCAGUAGGAGUUUCAUGAGUAAUGAGAAUUUAAUUUAGUCACAGCAGGAAAGUUCAUGUGUUUUUACUGGAUUUUCUGCUGGGUAGAAAAAGGCACAUUGCUUUUGUAUGCUCAUGUAGUAGACUUGCUCUCUCAACCUCAUUCUGAUAAUUGAAACUUUUCUAACGCUAGUUUGAUUAUGGCCCCCAUUUCUCCUAUUACUUUUUGUGUGAAUAUAUAUAUAUAUAUAUAUAUGUAAUGUUGAAAAUUAGAAAAGGCUCAGAGAUCCUGGCACUUAACUCCUUUUGGGAACAUUGGUGCCUUGUCCUGAUUCCAUGCAAGUGUUGCCACUGUCUUUUGGAUGAUAUCUUUAUGAUCUCAUAGCGUGGUGUUCAAACGAGAGAUAAUUGCUGGUUUUAGUCUAACUUUCAUAAGGGCAUGAUCUUGUCCCUAUUCUAGCUCAGCCUAUUGAAAAUAUUAUUUGUGUCAUGGUCCUGAUACCCUUUGUCACAGAAUCUUUGUCAAGUGGUGGGACUUGACAUUAUUUGAAACAUGUAAAGGUUGUGUACUGUACUCAAUAACAAAAGUUAGUUUGUUUUAUAUUGUUCACAUCCCGAGUCACUAUUUGAAUCUGUGCUUUAUUAGUUUUAGUCAUGUUAUGUCAGUGAUGUUUUUUCCUCAAUCUAUUGAACGAAUUGAAGCCUGUUUCUGGCGAAAUUUCUUCUGCUGACUUUGGUAUGUAGAAGAUAUACUCUUCAGGGUUGAUUUUACUUCUUGAGAACAUAUAUAAGAACUCUGUUAGGUCUGUUUGGGCGAUGUAUUCUUGAGGACGACUUCAGAUUGGAGGUAAGUUCAGGCAUAAUUUUGUCUUAACAUCUCAUAUGAUGAUGAUUUUACACAGCAUGAUUUACAUUCUAUUCUAUAUUUCUUUUCUUUCUUCGUUGAAUCAAUCUAUAUUCUGUUAUUUGAUAUCUCAGUCAAAAGUUAAAUUCAAAUUCUAACAUUCUUCUAAUGGCAAAUCUGGUCGGUGAUUUUCGACUAAGACGUUGCUUUCCUGAGAAAGCAUUCUUGUUGAUGCCUCUCUUAUCCUUCUUUCGGUGAGUCUUUUGUCGAUUCAUUUAGUUGAAGCAUACCUUCUAGUUGGACCUCAUUACAUUCUCAAAGAAAGAUCAGAAAGCUAUGACAAUUAAAUGAUUGUGUUUCGAUGUUUCCUCAGUCUCUACAAAUAUUUCUUGGAUUUGUCAGUGUUUUUCCUGCUUAGUUGUUUGACCAUUGUGAACCCAACAUCAUUCUAUUGGUUUAUAAUUCUUAUAUUAGUCAAUGCUCAUGAACAUCUGACUGAUAAUUUUAUUAUGUUUCUUCAAUUGAAAGUUAAAAACUUAAAUUAGGAAAUGUUAAAUGUCUAGCAAGUUGCAGGUUCUUUUUUCUCCCACCAGCCAACCAACCAUUCAAAAGGAAUUAAGGAAAAGGGACAGGUGGCUAAAUUAACUAUCAAAUUGGACUUUUUAUGAUCCUAUGUCAUUUUCCAAUUUAUAGGUUGUGAAUGCAAUUUACUUAAAUAGUUGAAGAAUAGUGAAAUUGAAAGGAAUUGGUUCUGGUUCUUUUGAUUGAACAUGUGAACAACCUAGCUUUUGUUUUGAUUCACACAGAAGGAACUUUCAUCU